Messenger RNA from Daktulosphaira vitifoliae (grape phylloxera), 2010 nucleotides. Its product is annotated as peroxiredoxin-4-like. NCBI's taxonomy places the organism in Eukaryota, Metazoa, Arthropoda, Insecta, Hemiptera, Phylloxeridae. The record is from RefSeq and is a predicted model, not a curated record. Gene Ontology annotation, biological process: hydrogen peroxide catabolic process; cell redox homeostasis; response to oxidative stress. Bases 441 to 1718 code for a protein of 425 amino acids. Gene Ontology annotation, cellular component: cytosol; endoplasmic reticulum. Gene Ontology annotation, molecular function: thioredoxin peroxidase activity. The transcript has 6 exons.
AACUAUGAUAAGAUAGUAAUAUGUUACUCUCCACUAACGGCAACAUCGAAAUUGUGAGCAACGAAUUCUGUCGGCCGCUGUAGGUAAACUUUGUGCGUUAACAUUUGACAACAGACUACCUGCCAUUUUUUCAUGCGAUUUUUCGAGUUAAGUUUAUCCGGCUGUACUGUGUUUUACAGUGCCAGUAAAAUUUAUGUAAACUAUACUAUCGUACGUAUAAUUAUUAGUGAGUAUCGUAUUUUGAAGAUUCAAAUUUUGAAAAUCUUAUUAUUUUUGUCGCUGCAUAAUUGGUUAUGUCUUCGUCAAAUGUUGAAUUGAUCGAUGAAGAUUCUGGCAAAUGAAAUUCAGUAACCUGCAGUACUUAGGGAUAUUUGUGCAUUUCAGUUAAUACAAGCUAUAAAUUGAGUAUAAAGAAUUUAUAUUGAUGUUAAAAUAUUUCAAUGUCAAACGAUCAACAAGAAGAAUAUACAAUAAUUACAUCAACUGGGUCUAAUAAUCGUGGACAAAUGUCUCAGCCACAUCUUACAUUUACACCACCCACUCAAAUUUUUCGCUCUGAAUGGCAGCGGUUUCCUGAGUUUCAUGCUUGGUUACGGCCCAUUGAUGGUGAUGUAACAAAGGCAUGGUGUAUUGCAUGUGAACGCAUGUUUCGUGCUGAUCUAAAAUCGCUCAGAGUACAUGGAGUUAGCAAAGCUCAUGUAAGAAUGGUUCGUGCUCGAUGCCCUAAUGCUGAUGAUAAUCCUGUUCCACCUAUUGAGUAUAAUGUUGUUACUGAUAAGAAAGGUACUUAUGGAAUAGCUGUAGUAACAAAUAAAGAAGAUAAAAGUUCGUUGGGAUCUAGAGCAUUAUAUAUGAAUCAAACAAAUCCUACUGAAGAAAUUAUAACAUCUGAAAUGGCUGCUCAAUCUCAACGAGAUAAAUAUGUUGUGGUGUCAUUGCCUAAUGAAGAUGAAGAUGACAAUGAUGGUCCCCAAACAUCUGGAUCCAAUACUCAAUAUAUUCAGAAAGAGGUUAAUGUUAUUGAUGAAACUGGUAAUUUGGUAUCUGUAGUUACUGAACAUGUUAAGAAAAAUAAAGAUAAUGAAGAUGACUAUGAUGUGGGUAUUCAAUCUAAUGACUAUCACAGUACGUCGAACUAUGAAAAAAUGGAUCAAAAACAUGAAGAUAUCCAAUGCAAAGCAAUGGUGUCAAAACCUGCCCCAUUUUGGAAAGCUACCGCAGUUGUCAAUGGUCAUGUAACUGAAUUGAAACUCAGUGACUACAAUGGUCGUUAUUUAGUUCUAUUCUUUUAUCCACAAGACUUUUCAAGGAUUUGCCCCAGUGAACUUAUUGCUCUUAGUGACAGAGUUUCAGAAUUUAGAGCCUUAAACACUGAAGUAGUAGCAUGUUCAGUUGAUUCUUAUCUUUCUCAUCAAGCUUGGUCUCGUACACUUCGUUCAGAUGGUGGGAUUGCUAUACCUAAAAUGCCUUUAUUAUCAGAUCCUACUCAUACUAUAAGUAAAAGUUAUGGAUGUUACCUUCCUGAACUUGGUCAUUCACUAAGAGCACAUUAUAUAAUUGAUAUGAGAGGCAUUCUAAGACAUGUGACCAUCAAUGAUUUACCAGUUGGUCGUAAUAUUGGUGAAAUAUUAAGACUUUUGGAAGCUUUUCAAUAUACUGAUGAAACUGAAACUCUUUGUCCUGCAGAUUGGAAACCAGGCGAACCAACUAUUUCAUAAUAUUAUUAUUAUUAUUAUUGCUACUAUUUAACUUAGGUUCAACUGUAGCUUACUAGUAUUAUAAAACUGAAGUUUUAUAAUUUUUUUUUUUUUGUUUUUUAUUGUGCUACUUCUAAAAUAAAUCAUUUGAUUUUAUUUAUGUAAAAUAGUUGAUAUAUAUUAUAUAUAUAUACAUUUGUAACUCAUUCAAACUAUGUAAUUUAAGUAUCUACAUAAAAAUGUCAAUUAAUUCAACACUUGAUAUUGUAUAUUUGACUAAGAAUGAUAAUAAAAACAACUUUUUUUUAUUAAA